Anopheles maculipalpis is the source of this 2381-nucleotide messenger RNA. RefSeq names its product zinc finger protein 853-like. The transcript has 3 exons. NCBI's taxonomy places the organism in Eukaryota, Metazoa, Arthropoda, Insecta, Diptera, Culicidae. The record is from RefSeq and is a predicted model, not a curated record. Gene Ontology annotation, biological process: regulation of transcription by RNA polymerase II. Bases 9 to 2366 code for a protein of 785 amino acids. Gene Ontology annotation, molecular function: zinc ion binding; DNA-binding transcription factor activity, RNA polymerase II-specific; sequence-specific DNA binding. Gene Ontology annotation, cellular component: nucleus.
AAGGGACAAUGACGCAAGAAGAAGUGCUGCUACCGUCGUAUCGGUCGUUCGAAACCUGCUGCCGGCUGUGUCUGUCGGCGGACGACGAGCUUAGCUGCAGCCUGUACCCACAUCCGGACGGGACGUCCGAUUCCCUACGCACCGAGCGGCUCAUCGAGAUGAUUCUGGAGUGCACCUCAAUUCAGAUAACCUUGGAGGAGGACUACUCGGCGAAGGUCUGCGAAAAGUGUGUCGAAACGGUCGACAAAUUUUAUCAGUACCGGAGGCGCUGUCUCGCCAACGAUCAGAUACUCCGGCACGAACGGCAGCGCACGAGAGGCCAGCGGAAGAACAACAAUAACAAUAACAAUGAGGACGAGAAGGGAAAUGCUGCACUGCCGCCGCUGCCACCGCCAUCCGCAACUCCCGUGCACCGGUCACCUGGCAGUGGCGAGAGCAGUAGUAGUAGUCACCAACAGCCGGUGAUACCGGCGAUUAGGAUUAAGAGUGAACCACUGCCACUGGAUCAGCGGGGUGGUGGUAGCGAUCAGGGUGAGGAGGAUGGGGGUGAACAGAACGAACGGCAUCAUGCUCCAUCGGUGGAAAACGAUGCACCAGCCGGAGAAGGCGGUAUGUCUUCGAUAUUGCGUAGCAUUCUGCUGCAAACGCGCGACUCCACUACGAGCCGAUCCUCCCCGAAUACGGAACCGGAAUCUCCCCGGCAAACGCCACAAUUGCUUCCGAUCCAUCCACCACCACCACCACACUCAGUGCCAAAUAUGGACACCGUUCGGCCGGAAGCCGAACAAGAAGAUGAAGAAGAUAAAGACGUUAAACCCUCGCUUUUGCAGCAAAUGUUGCUGCAGCAACAGUGCGCCUCCGGUUCACCGACCAAUCGUUCACCUGCGAAACCAUCCGAUAGUAAUUCUACUACCACCAACCUCGGUGGACAGGAAGCAUCCCUGCCGGGGAAUGUCUCCACAAACUCGUCUGCCUUUACAUCGUCCCUGCUGAAGCGAAUGUUGCUUGAUGGAAGCGGGACAAUGGCUUCAGGUGCUGUGCAAGAGCAAACAGGUCCAUCGCCACCAACAUUACCACAACAGCUAGCGGUUUCAGUUUCACCAUUAGAAGGGACGAGUUGUCUGCAGCAACAGCAACAGGCGUCCCAUCGCACCAAACACGAACCUCCGAGUGCCACCAACACACCAUCGCCACCCGCGUCCUUACACCGAGCGAAAGAAGACGUGCCUUCGAACGAAACGCCCCUCGCAUCACAGCUCCGCUCGAUACUGCUUCAGCAUCGAGCUACCACGUGGGCCCGUACUGGCUCUAUGUCUCCGGAUGUUUCCCCGGAACUUCCGCAGCAACAUCAGCCCGCAUCCGAUGACCAAAAGCCAUCACCGCCACAAGCAUCCAAUAUGGAAAAACCGGAAGUGUCCUACGUGAGGAGUUUGUUCCUUCGCAACGAUUCCGAUUCGGAGAGCGAACCGCCGCCGGUUGAUGAUCAGCGGGAGAUGCUACUGUACGCCAUGUUUCAGGAACUUCGGGCACGCCAACAGCAGCAGCAGCAACAACAUCAUGAACAGACCGGCUUCUCGUCUGAUUCGGAUGACGAUUCUGACGAAUUGCCUCAAGACUAUCGAAUGCCGAGCGUACGAAGGCGAAGCACGGAUUCGGUCGACUCGCGUACCAGCAAACGAAGGCGGAUGGAAUAUCCCUGUCUGCUGUGUGGACGAACGUUUGCCGGUCGGACGAAACUUGUCCUACACAUGCGAACGCAUAUGAUGCUGGAGGGUGGUGCGACUACGGCGACGAUGACGUCUUCGGAUGGUGCUACAACAGGAUCCGAUUUGCAUGCAUCCGCUUCAACUGUGCCACCUGGCAUUGUUUCCGGUCUGCUUCUACCGAACGGUGCUAGCGAUGUAGAAGAUGUAGCCACACUGGUUGCGAGCCGUCUAGCGGCCUCCAACCAUCAACAUCAUCAUCAUCGAAACGAUGAUGCGUUCCCGGAAGGUGUCGGUAAUGAGGACGAAAUAGACGCACUGGAACGGCGCUCGUACGCGUGCUACAUCUGCGGUGCGGAUCAGAACAAUUUGCACCAACUGAAGGAACAUUUGCUCGCCGCACAUCAGGAUCGGAUACGAUCGCGUGGUCGUACGCGUGAACGGCAAAAGGCUUUGAUUGCGUGCGAUAUCUGCCACAGGCAGUUUCGCAGCCAGUCUGCGUACGGCGAACACAUGCGUACGCACACCGGUGAGCGGCCGUUUCCGUGCGAUCAGUGUGAUAAACGGUUUCCCCGGCGGUUCCAGCUGCUCGGCCAUCUGUACAACGUGCACAAGCAGUCUUGGGUGGCGGACGAGUCAAAAGCCAAGUUUGCGAAAAAGUAGGUGUGGUAGGGCUGC